This is a messenger RNA of Gigantopelta aegis, 795 nucleotides long. RefSeq lists its product as uncharacterized. Lineage: Eukaryota; Metazoa; Mollusca; Gastropoda; Neomphalida; Peltospiridae. The transcript has a single exon. The coding region runs from base 1 to 795 and encodes 264 amino acids. The record is from RefSeq and is a predicted model, not a curated record.
AUGGGGACUUCUUUGAAUAGCGGUUUACUUCAGGGACCUGAUUUAACAAACUGUCUACUAGGUGUUCUCUUUCGUUUCCGACAGGAAGAGGUCGCCAUUAUGUGUGAUACUAAAGCUAUGUUCUACCAAGUCCAUGUACCCAAGGAGGACAGCGAUUGCCUUCGAUUCUUUUCGUGGCCAGAGGGAAAUCUCCAUAAAGAGCCAACAGUGUAUCGUAUGCAAGUUCAUCUGUUUGGCGCCAUAUCUUCUCCAAGCUGUUCAAGCUUUGCUCUUCACCAUACAGAAGAGGAAUUCAGUGAUAAAUUUAAAGCAGCAGUCAAUGUGAUAAAGAAACAUUUCUAUGUAGAUAACUGUUUAAUCUCUGUGAAGUUGGAAGAAGAGGCUGUAGGCUUGAUUGAGGAAUUGGUUGCUCUUUGCAAGAAAGGUAGCUUUCGAUUAACAAAGUGGAUUUCCAAUAAUCGUCGUGUGCUGGAAUCGAUCUCGGUAGAAGAAUGGGCAAAGAAUGUUAAGGAACUUGAGUUAGAGCACCAACGUCUCCCAAAUGAAAGAGUGCUUGGUGUUGUCUGGUUUGUAGAAUCUGAUACGUUAGGCUUUAAAAUUCAGCAACACAAUAAACCACCUACAGGGCGUGGUAUUCUGUCAACAGUAAGCUCUGUAUAUGACCCUUUGGGGAUGGCUGCACAAGUUGUUCUAAAUGCAAAACUACUUCUUCCAGAUCUGUGCUGGCGCAAUGUUUCCUGGGAUGAAGAAAUCAAAGGAAAUGAUUUAAAGAUUUGGCAACAAUGGAUAAAUUAA